Molecule: messenger RNA, 2219 nt
Organism: Contarinia nasturtii (swede midge)
Lineage: Eukaryota; Metazoa; Arthropoda; Insecta; Diptera; Cecidomyiidae
Gene: rumpel
Product: sodium-coupled monocarboxylate transporter 1
Exons: 11
Coding region: 281-2104 (607 amino acids)
Biological process (GO): transmembrane transport; sodium ion transport
Cellular component (GO): membrane
Molecular function (GO): symporter activity
Source: RefSeq, a predicted model, not a curated record
UGUCGCGACAUCACAUACACUGGCUGGCCUCGUUCGAGCUGUUUGUCAUAAAAUAGUUUUCUUAUCAGCAAAGAAUUCAUUUUUGGUUGAAAGUUGGCGAAAGACACAUAUUGCUUUUCGCUGUGAAUAUUUUCCAUUUUUCAAUUCAAUCGAUAACAACAAAUGAAGCGUAAAAAACGUUAAUACAUUUGCCAAAAUAAAAGAUUUUCCUCGAGUGUUUUUAGUUUUAUUUAUUUUGUGAUUAUAGAAUUGUUGUUUUUUAUUAAUUCAAAUAAAAAAAAUGUCGAGCUCUAACGGCAUCAUGUUAGAUGAUGUGAAAAUAUCAAUGCAAAAAUUCGGCACGCCCGAUUAUUUGGUAUUCCUAGUGAUGCUAGUAAUUUGUGCUUUGAUCGGCAUCUAUUUUGGAUUUUUUGAAAAGAAAUCAUCAAAAAAAUGCGAUGAAGAAUCCGACUAUUUGGUUGGAGGUCGACAAAUGAAGGUUAUACCAAUAACAAUGUCGCUGAUUGCAAGUUAUAUCAGUGGCAUUACAUUACUUGGAAUUCCGACAGAGAUCUACGUCUAUGGAAUCCAGUACAUGUUCAUCAUUUUUGGUCUCAUUUUAACAGGAAUCGCCAUGACAUACAUCUACCUUCCUGUAUUUCAUGACCUUCAACUUACUUCGACUUAUCAUUACUUGGAAACGAGAUUUGACAAUCGUGUUCGUAUGUUUGGCGCUGUACUUUUUACCUUUGGAACAAUGAUGUGGCUUCCAAUUGUAAUUUAUGUGCCGGCACUUGCGUUUAACCAGAUAACUGGUGUGAAUGUCCAUUGGAUAACCCCAUUAGUGUGUCUCGUCUGUAUUUUUUACACUUGUGUUGGUGGAUUGAAGGCCGUUGUCUGGACAGAUUGUAUACAGUUAGUGAUGAUGUUUGGUGCAAUAAUUCUAGUGAUGGUUAAAGGUACCAUUGACAUCGGUGGUUUUGGUUUGGUGUGGGAAAAAGCCGUCGAAAGUGGACGAAUUGAAUUACCUGAGUUUGCAUUUGAUUUAAAAACAAGAUACACAAUAUACUCGGUGAUAUUUGGAGGUUUUGCUCAAUGGUUAAAGAGCAAUGCCAUUAGUCAAAACAUGAUUCAGAGAUAUUUGGCGCUACCCACACUCAGAGAUGCUAAAAUAGCACAUUGGCUAUUUAUUGUUGGAACACUGGCUUUAGCUUUAUCCUGUUCGUAUUGCGGACUUUUGAUUUACGCCACUUAUCAUGAUUGCGACCCACUCACAACUCGUUUAGCUAAAGCAAAAGAUCAACUGUUACCAUUGUUGGUGAUGAAAUUAUUUUCUGACUUCCCUGGUUUGCCGGGACUGUUUGUGUCGGGUGUUUUUAGUGCAGCAUUGUCUUCUCUUUCAACUGGUUUAAAUUCAAUGUCAGCGGUGAUCUUAGAAGAUUUUGUAAAGCCACAAAUGAAACGACCAUUGACCAAAAAGCAAACGCAUUACGUGAUGCGAUUCGUUGUUGCAAUUUUUGGCGGUAUUUGUGUGUGUUUAGUAUUUUUAGUUGAAAAAUUAGGAGCAGUUUUACAACUGUCCAUAAGUCUUUCGGCUAUAUCGAAUGGACCGCUUCUUGGUAUCUUCACAAUGGGAGUUCUGCUGCCAUGGAUAGGUGCAACAGCUGUUGUAUUUGGCGGUGCAACCAGUUUGGGUGUGAUGGCUUGGAUUUGCAUACGAGCUCAAGCGGCAAUUGCAAGUGGUGAACUCUAUCAUGCAAUAAAACCCGUUGAUACUCAAGGAUGCGGUUAUAUUUUUAUGCAUGAAAGCCCAUUGAAUAUGCUGGCGAUUAAUAGCACCGAUGCACCAACACUUAUUGACCCAGUGGAACCGGAGUUUGCUAUCUAUCACAUCUCUUAUCUUUGGUACACUUUACUGGGAGCUUUAAUCUGUAUAGGUGUAAGUGUAAUUGUUUCAACUAUAAGCGGUUUCAAUAAUCCACGUGAAAUGGAUCCAAAAAUGUUUGCACCAUUCAUUCGAAAGUGUUUGAAAUUGGAGAUGAAACGCGAAGAACCUGUUGGUACGGAAGAUGAUAUUCGAUAUGCCAGUUGCGUUGAUCUGAAAGCCAUUUCAUCGUCGACAUGACGAAUUUAAAAACAAUAUAGCUAAUAAGUAUGGAUAGAAUUAGUUUCGGAAAUGUGAAACAUUUCAACAGUUUUAAUGUAAUAUGAAAUAAAAUCUUUGUUGAAUCUCUACCGAU